Molecule: messenger RNA, 2095 nt
Organism: Pieris napi
Lineage: Eukaryota; Metazoa; Arthropoda; Insecta; Lepidoptera; Pieridae
Exons: 2
Coding region: 630-1967 (445 amino acids)
Source: RefSeq, a predicted model, not a curated record
UACUGGCAACACUGGUGGCCGGUCGUAAAAAAAACGAUCUCUAGAUUUAAAUUUAGUAAAAUUAAUAAAAGUGUACUAAUUAAGUUAAAUAAGUGUAAUAUCGUUUAAAAUAAGUAUUGUGUAUUACAUGUAGUAAUUGUACAGUGUUUUUUUUGUCGCGAGAGCUUCGCAAAACAAGAAACUUAAACCGGCUGUCAACUUAACGCCUCAACGGCGACGGAUUUCAAAAACCUCAUAACCCGGGGAGUAUUCUGUUCUUUUAAUGUUAUUAUAGUUAAUAUUUACAUCUUAACAUAACAUCACAAAAUACUGCUCAGGCAUCUGAGCCACGUCCAUCACACAUUGGCACGGUUUUAUGUCUCCUUUUACUUGACAACUGGUGGAAGUAAAAUCGAAGACGAAAACAUUCGCCGAGACAAUUACUUAAUACUACAUAAUUACUGCACAAAAUAAGCUCAUUAAGUGUUCCAUGUUAAUGAAAUACUUAACUUGUAAUGUAAAUUUAGCUUUUUUUGUAGCUUAAAACUUAGUACUUAAUAACAACCAAAGCAGUGUUUUAACAUUUUGUACUUGCACUGUUAUUUAGCUGCAAACCUUUCACACAUUCCAGGUCACUAACAUUAAGGAAAAUGAUGACCCGCAGAGUUACUAUCAAGGAGAUGGAAACAAAACUGAGAGCUACUUUGAAGGAGCUUGAAGUUUCUAAAGCUUUAUGCGAACAGUUGCUCCAGGAGAGGGACGACAGUGAGGUGGAAGUGAAAAAUGUUGUUGACAAGAACACCUUCCUCAAAAAUGAGUUAGCUAAGCUACACAUUGAGCACAUGGACUUAGCUGACCAACACAAUCAACUGAAAAUCCAAGUGUCAACACUUCAAGAGUGCAGUGACACUCAUGAACUGGCUUUGAACCGUAUUUCAGAACUUGAACAAGAAUUGUGUGAUGCCCAUAGGGCCCUUUCUCUCUCAGAAUCUGUCAAGUUUAGCAAGCAGGUUUCUAAAACCAAUAGCCUAUUUAAUGAGUUGGUAGUCAGUACGUCAAAACCAGUGUGUGAGCCGGCUGUAACAAUAGAUUUGACUGGUGAUGACACCUUACCAUUGUGUCCUAUAGUUAUGAGUCAUAACAAAUUAAAAAAAUAUAUUAAAAUUAAAAAAACUAUUAAACGGUCACAGAGAACAAUAAAAAAACAUAAUCUCUUAAAAUUAAAUCUUUCCCUUAGAAAAGACCGGGUAGUUUUAUCAAAUAAAUUAAAUACUUGUAUUGUCCAGCUAGAGGAAUGUAGGGAAAAGUAUGAUAUUGAUACUCAGCUUCUCCAACAUGAUUUACUAUACAAGGAGGACUUGCUGAAGAAUAUUUAUGAGAAAUAUGAGAUAUCACAACAACAACUGAGUGAGCGCCUGCUUGAAGCUGGGGAGCUGCUGGACUUGGUGAAAUGCAAUGCUGAGAUGUAUGAGUCGCUGACCAACAAUCUCUCAAGCACCAGUGCGAGCCAUCCGCCACCUCCUCAGCUCAAUCUUGACUUAUCUCCUCCGGUGCUAGCUCUUACAGCAAAGGCCGGUGUUGAUACACAGAAAAAUAAAACCAUUUUCUUUUGUGAUGAAAUAGGUUCAGGCUUUGGAAAAAUCCUACAUAAUUACCUUAGCCAUAGUUUUACCAAUCAUAGUUACCAUAACAUAAGUUUUAAACAAAUAAUUAAACAAAUUAAAAAUUCAAACCUGGACAAUUAUUCUGCUUUAGUUUUAUUACUAGGUAACAGCAUUGGUAUUACCAAAAAGGACAUAGUGGAUGGUGUCAGCACCUUAUUAAAAUUAAACAUAGGAAAGCUGAUGUUAUGUGCUUUUCCCUACUCUGAUACUCUGUCAGAGGUUGAAAAUAAUCAUAUUUUUAAAUUGAAUAAUACUAUUCACAUGUUGACAUGUCGUCAUAGUGACAAAUUAUUAUAUUUUGACACUAAUAAGUCUGCUCCAUAGGACAAUCCUAUGAUUGGCUCUAUAGCCUGGACAAAAUCAAAUUGGUUGCUGAUUUUUUGCUUUAAUGCUACAAAUGUAAUUAUUAUUUUAUUUUUUUUUGUAUCUCACACACUGUUUUGUUGUGUUUU